AUGAGCUCGACAAAGUCCUCCCCCGCAUCUCUAUUCCAGGUGUACCUCCGCCUGCGGCCACCUAUGCCGCAGCAUUUGGAGGAACACGCCGAACGAUGCUUGACAAUCGAGACUCCAGAGCCAAAGGUCACUGUUGAAGAUGGCCAGGAAACGGCAGCUGCAUUUCCCACUCAUAUCACCCUGCAACCCCCAUCCGAUGCUAGAAAGCGUGCCGUUGAAAGGUUCGGUUUCACCAAGGUGUUCGAAGAGUCAGCGUCCCAACUAGAUGUCUUCCAUGGCACCGAGCUGGACUCCCUGGUUAGGGGGGUAUUGGUUGAAGGCAGGGAUGGCCUUAUUGCGACGUUGGGAGUAACAGGUAGCGGAAAGAGCCAUACAAUCCUAGGUUCGAAGUCGCAGCGAGGAAUUACCCAGAUGAGCCUUGACCUUAUCUUCAAUUCUCUGGCCUCUACUAUCAGGCCACCCGACAAUUCCAUCAGCCCUCUUCUCCUGUCAACUGUGGCCGCGUCAGACGGUUCCGAAGCCCAAAUGUUCACGGCGCAAACAUUCCUCGAGGCUGUGUAUGGCGACCCUGCCGAACGUGGAAGAAACUCGAGAGCCCAGACGCCAAUGAGCACUGGAAGAGCUACCCCUAUGACGGUAUGGCGCCCUCCCCCCAAGACACCGUUGCAAGGCACCGCGCGGUUUUCCCCUCUGGCCACUGCCCGUAUUGGUCCCUAUCCAAAAAUAUACAGCGAAUCUCUCUCGAGAACAUGCUACAUCAACCUUCUCAAGAUGCAUCCUAAAUUGAGAGAAAAGAUGAAGCACGACUCGUGCACCCACUUGAGUCUUAAUAAUUCCGCUCAUGCUAACAUGUUGUCUCAACUGGCAAAGGAACCGACACCUGCCCUUAUAUUCCCCCGUCGCAAUAUGCCCCAACGUCCCAACGGCCUGCUUCGCUCGCCCGAUGUCAGCCACCUCACCAUGGAGCUGAACCCUAAUUCCGAAUAUGUCGUCCUUGUGUCGAUGUACGAAGUUUACAACGAUCGCAUCUUUGAUCUACUGUCACCCGCUAUAGUACCGGGCCAAGGAAGUACGAUGUCCCGUCAGGGAGGAAAUUCACAGAAGGACAGACGCAGAGCCUUGUUUUUUAAGCCAACGGAAGGCUCCCCUGACCGCAAGGUUGUUGCGGGACUGCGCAAGAUAGCAUGCAGCACCUACGAGGAGGCUUUGUCGGUCCUCGAAGUCGGCCUUACUGAGCGCAAGGUCACUGGAACCGGAGCCAACAGCGUCAGUUCCCGUAGUCAUGGUUUCUUCUGUUUGGAAGUCAAGAGAAGAAUGCGAAACAAGAGAACUGGUGAAGAAACUUGGAUAGGCAACACGCUCACGGUGGCAGAUCUUGCUGGUUCUGAGCGCGCGCGGACUGCUAAAACGGCUGGUUCGACCCUGGCAGAGGCCGGCAAGAUUAACGAGAGCUUGAUGUACCUUGGCCAAUGUCUUCAAAUGCAGAGUGACAUACAGGACGGAAAUAAGGCUGCCAUGGUCCCAUUCAGACAAUGCAAGCUCACCGAGCUACUUUUCUCGAACUCUUUCCCGUCUUCCAACCAGACUACUGGCUUCAACCGCCACCCACAGAAGGCCAUUAUGAUUGUCACUGCCGAUCCCAUGGGAGAUUACAACGCGACUUCCCAAAUCCUGCGCUACUCGGCAUUAGCUCGUGAAGUUGCCGUGCCUAGGGCCCCCUCAAUUGCCGAAUCUAUCUUGUCCAGCACACUCGGAUCUCGUCACGGAUCUGCCAGUGGACGCAAUACUCCCAGCAUGGGCACAAACGAAGAGCUUGAGAAGGCCCUGGCGGAAAUCGCGAGGUUGACCACAGAGAAUGAAUCUCUCUCAGUGAGACUCGCCGAGGAAGAGAUUCUCCGGACUGAUUUCGAGCUAAGACUCAAGGCAAGCGAAGAAAGAUGCAUCUUGAUCGAACAAGAAGUGCGCGAAGAAUGUUGGAAUGAGAUGGACGAGCGCAUGGAAGAAGAGCGAAAGAGAUGGCAAAAUGCCUUGGAUCAACAAUCUGGUUUCAACGACGAGCACCUCGACAAGAAGAUCGAAAUCGUGUCACGAGGAUUCCAAAUUUAUGAAGACCCCAAACCCUCCUCAGACGAGCGGGUUGAAGACCUCGAGUUUGAGAACGACCAGCUUCGCAGCAAGAUAGCAGCCCUUGAACGCGAACUGAACUGCCGCUCUCCUACCAAGAAAUCCAGGUCAAAGAAUACUCUAGAAGCUUCUCGCAACUCUAAUAUCUUCGGACGCGAGAGUGAUAUUGAGGUUGCUCUCAAGCGAAUGGACCAGCUAAAGCUUGCGGAUAGCAUGUUCUCUCCUGCACCGCAGCCCGCUAGUUCACCUGGCAAGAGACAAAGAAAGAUGGCCACUCGGAAAUGGGACCUGGCCCCCGAGGAAGAUAUCUGA
This is a messenger RNA of Aspergillus niger, 2436 nucleotides long. RefSeq lists its product as uncharacterized. The record is from RefSeq and is a predicted model, not a curated record. NCBI's taxonomy places the organism in Eukaryota, Fungi, Ascomycota, Eurotiomycetes, Eurotiales, Aspergillaceae. Gene Ontology annotation, biological process: microtubule-based movement. The transcript has 6 exons. Gene Ontology annotation, cellular component: microtubule; kinesin complex; nucleus. Bases 1 to 2436 code for a protein of 811 amino acids. Gene Ontology annotation, molecular function: microtubule motor activity; ATP hydrolysis activity; microtubule binding.